UAUCAGUACUUAACCACAUGGUCAGCCUAGUCUUGCAACCAUGCUAUUAAUUUUAAUUCUAGGAGCUGUUAGAGUACCGUAGAAGUAGUUCAGUAUCUGGAGUGGAUAACGGCAGUCAUAACACCACUAGAUAUUUUUGUGGAUAAAGAAAAGAAAUUACUCACUAGUUCUAAUCAUGGCAGCUUCAAACACGUCUUCAGCGUCAACAAACAGUACCUUUACUGAAGAAGACUUGCUUCACGUUCCAUCAGGAUUCCAUGUCCAAACUCAGUUACCCUUACUGAUACUGGCAGUAAUCAUUGUUAUUSUCAACGGAACAAUCGUUGGUUUGUUCGUCAAGAAACGUUCUCUCAGAUCAUUCACUAACUACUUCCUGGUCAGUCUUGCCAUAUCAGAUCUUCUGACUGCCUUCCUGGCCAUCCCAUUCUUUAUAAGCUGUAACGCUACUGAAAAAAAAGAGAUCUGUACUGCAAGUAAUCAGUUUUUUGUCUUCACCACUUUAUCAACUAUCUGCCACAUCGCUGCCAUCACAGCUGAUCGUUACAUCGCCAUCUUGAAGUCACUUCGAUACCAAGAAUUGGUGACUAAGAAACGAGUUCAGCUGGCGACUGCCACAAUUUGGUUGUAUUGUUCAUUCAUGACCGUCAUCCAGUUGUYCUGGACAGUCUCUAGUGAAGAAAGUCUCAACGAYAUACCMGACGAAGWCUACCRGAAGAAGGAMCUUGUCUACACUAUCAUGUUCGUGAUAUUGGGAGUAAUCCCAGUACCGUUCAUGGUAUUGGCAUAUUGCCGUAUCUUUGUACAAAUUCUUCGACAAAACAGMWWARCRCGUCAGCACAAUAGSUURRUGGAAAGKGGRGWYRARMRAMUMYSGACGYKYGAGCUUAGAACUGUUUCCAUGUUCGUAUUGAUGCUAUUGGCGUAUGUCUUCUGUUUGUUGCCUAAUGCUGCUUUGAGAUUGGAGUUGAAUAUCAACGGCACUUUAGAUCGUAUUCCCGUGUACGUCUUACACAUUAUUGCGUAUUUGCGUUUUAUUACGUCUUUCUUGAACCCGUGUUUCUAUGGAUUCGGUAAGCAUGAUUUCCGUAGCGCCGUGGGCGAUCUGUUCAAAAGAUGUCGCCAGCGACGCAAAAAAAACCGCGACAGUUUGCGCACUAGUUCCACUCGAACCUCGGCGCUAUGA
Actinia tenebrosa (Australian red waratah sea anemone) is the source of this 1183-nucleotide messenger RNA. RefSeq names its product histamine H2 receptor-like. Gene Ontology annotation, biological process: G protein-coupled receptor signaling pathway. Gene Ontology annotation, molecular function: G protein-coupled receptor activity. Gene Ontology annotation, cellular component: plasma membrane. NCBI's taxonomy places the organism in Eukaryota, Metazoa, Cnidaria, Anthozoa, Actiniaria, Actiniidae. The record is from RefSeq and is a predicted model, not a curated record.